Molecule: messenger RNA, 1260 nt
Organism: Trifolium pratense (red clover)
Lineage: Eukaryota; Viridiplantae; Streptophyta; Magnoliopsida; Fabales; Fabaceae
Product: putative GATA transcription factor 22
Exons: 3
Coding region: 139-966 (275 amino acids)
Biological process (GO): regulation of DNA-templated transcription
Molecular function (GO): zinc ion binding; sequence-specific DNA binding
Source: RefSeq, a predicted model, not a curated record
AUUUAUUUACCAAACAAAAGGUACUGUUGCAUCUCUAUAUACUGAUCCAUACCUCAGUCUACAGUCACACCUUUGUCUCUCCCUUUUUUCUCUCGGUUUGUGUGUUACCUGUAUUUGUCCAUUCACUAUCUUUCUCCUAUGUCUUUUGAUCUUAAUAAUGAAUUAGAUCACAAUCACCACCAUCUCUUCAAUUCAAAUAUUCAUCAACCCUCUUCUUCAUAUUCCAUACUCUUCAACCAAAAUCAAGAUCAAGGAAGAUCUUAUUCUUUGGAACCAAGUCACAUACAAAGUGAUGAUCAUUUAGAGGUUGAGAAGUUUGUUUCUUCUAAUGGAUCAUGGGAUCAUCAAGAAAUGAAGAAAGAAGAUGAAAAUGAAGAUUAUAAAGAUGAGGAUAGUACUUCAUUGAAAUGGAUGCCAUCAAAGAAGAGAAUUAUUCAUAAAAUGAUGGAAGAUCAAAGGGGUUCUAAGAACAAGUUUGAAAAAGAAAAGCUAUUAGGAUUUGAUUAUAGUAGCAACAACAAUUCUUCAAACAACAACAUCACUAUUAGGGUUUGCAGUGAUUGCCACACAACUAAGACCCCUCUCUGGAGAAGUGGACCAACAGGUCCUAAGUCACUAUGCAAUGCCUGCGGUAUUCGACAAAGGAAAGCGCGACGCGCCCUUGCAGCAGCAGCAUCUGCAAAUGGUGAAACUCUUGUGGCGGCUGAGAAACCUAAUUUGAAGGAAAAAAAGUUGCAAAUCAAAAGGAAAAGGUCAAAAAUUGAUCAAUGUGCACCGCAUUUGAAAAGCAAGGGUAAAAUUGGAAAUAAAUGUUUAACUUUUGAAGAUUUGAUAGCAAGUUUGAGUAACAAUUUGACUGAUCCUCAUCAAGUUUUUCCUCAAGAUGAGAAAGAAGCUGCAAUUCUACUCAUGGCUUUAUCUUAUGGCUUACUUCAUGGAUUUCCUUCUAAUGGUUACUUAGAUUAAUUAUGAGAUUAUUAUAUUAUGUUAGAAGAUUUUGUUUUAUUAAAUCAUAAUUUGUAUGAGAUCAAUGUUUCAUACAUUGGGGAAAGAGAGUAUUGAAAAUAAAUUUUGUUAGGGAAAAUUGAUAAUAGUGACAAUAAAGUAAUUGAGGGGUACGUGUGUGGUUUUAUUUAAAUUUUAUAUGUUGGAUUUGAGCAUGUAGACAAAACACAAAACGUGAAUGUCUUGGUCAUAUCAUCGUACAAUCCUAUAAUAGCCAUUCAAUAAAAUUAUUUAGAAUUUUGUUUUUUAUCCCUA